AUGAUGUCCUUUGGAAAAGGAGCGAUGGCGGCCAUCAGAAAGAAGCUGGUGAUCGUGGGAGACGGUGCCUGCGGAAAGACGUGUCUGCUGAUCGUGUUCAGCAAGGACCAGUUCCCUGAGGUCUACGUACCGACUGUGUUCGAGAACUACAUCGCCGACAUAGAGGUAGACGGGAAGCAGGUGGAGCUGGCCCUGUGGGACACGGCGGGACAGGAGGACUAUGACAGGCUGCGGCCCCUCUCGUACCCGGACACGGACGUUAUCCUCAUGUGCUUUUCUAUCGACAGCCCGGACAGCCUCGAGAACAUUCCCGAGAAGUGGACGCCGGAGGUGAAGCAUUUCUGCCCCAACGUGCCCAUCAUCCUGGUGGGGAACAAGAAGGACCUGCGGAACGACGAGCACACACGGCGGGAGCUGGCGAAGAUGAAGCAGGAGCCGGUGAAGCCAGAGGAGGGGAGGGACAUGGCCAACAGGAUCAAUGCCUUCGGCUACCUCGAGUGCUCGGCCAAGACGAAGGAGGGCGUGCGGGAGGUCUUCGAGAUGGCCACCCGCGCAGGCCUGCAGGUGCGGAAGAACAAGAAGCGCAGGGGCUGCCCGCUGCUGUGA
Messenger RNA from Nipponia nippon (crested ibis), 606 nucleotides. It is a transcript of the gene RHOC, whose product is annotated as ras homolog family member C. Gene Ontology annotation, molecular function: GTPase activity; GTP binding. Gene Ontology annotation, biological process: small GTPase-mediated signal transduction. The record is from RefSeq and is a predicted model, not a curated record. Lineage: Eukaryota; Metazoa; Chordata; Aves; Pelecaniformes; Threskiornithidae.